AUGGCCUCUCGUCAACCCAGAAACAGAUUGACGCUAUUUGGCAAGGUUGAUGCGGUGCUUGGUAUCUGCUCCAUGGUUUCGGCGGUCGUUUCUUCUAUUAUUUCGGGCGCUUUUCGUGGUAAAUCUGGCGCAGAUACCUAUCAUCAUCACAUUAUACAAGGAGCAGUUAAGAAGUUGAUGACCAGAUAUACCCCGCUUCAGCUGCAGUAUCUUCUUGAAUCAUCGGAUCAGAUAUACCUGAAGUACUGUAAAAGGAGCCAGGUCGAGCCGAAUUUUGUUUCAACCGACCAGGGUGUGAAGGGUUUCUGGAUCGGAAGCCCACGCGCUAAAUAUGUUGGGAUAUAUUUCCAUGGAGGAGGGUUUGCGGUGGACGGAACAAAAUCACAUAUAGAUCUUUGUCUUGAACUACAAAGAAGUCUGGGUCAAAAUGGGACCAAACUUGCUUGGUUCUAUUCUACCUACACAUUAACGCCUCACUCAACUUAUCCGACACAAUUCUGCGAAGCAGUAAAAACCUUGAACUACGUUCUACAGGAUCUCGGACGACAUCCAUCAGAAGUCAUACUUGCAGGUGACUCUGCAGGCGCAAACCUCUGCUUGGCAAUCUUGUCCCACAUGACGCAUCCGGCCACAGGUGUGCCUAGAUUGAUAGUACAAGAACCCCUCAAGGCACUUGUCCUUAUCUCGCCUUGGGUCUCCUUUGAUCAUAAUUGGCCAAGCGUGCGGCGUAAUAAGUAUAAAGAUAUUGAAGCGGCUGAUGCUACAGCGCUGUGGUCUAGAAUUUAUCUCGAUGUCAACCCAACAAAUCAUUACAUCGAAGCUGUUCGUGCUCCGGAAGAAUGGUGGAAGGGGGCAAAGGUUCAACACACACUAGUUCUUGCUGGAGAAGAUGAAAUUCUUGUGGACCCAAUUACAGCUUGGGUCCAUAAUUUUCAGGUAUGA
This is a messenger RNA of Talaromyces rugulosus, 942 nucleotides long. RefSeq lists its product as uncharacterized. NCBI's taxonomy places the organism in Eukaryota, Fungi, Ascomycota, Eurotiomycetes, Eurotiales, Trichocomaceae. The record is from RefSeq and is a predicted model, not a curated record. The coding region runs from base 1 to 942 and encodes 313 amino acids. Gene Ontology annotation, molecular function: hydrolase activity. The transcript has 5 exons.